Serpula lacrymans var. lacrymans S7.9 is the source of this 1550-nucleotide messenger RNA. RefSeq lists its product as uncharacterized. Gene Ontology annotation, biological process: regulation of DNA repair; DNA-templated DNA replication. The record is from RefSeq and is a predicted model, not a curated record. The transcript has 8 exons. Bases 64 to 1434 code for a protein of 456 amino acids. Lineage: Eukaryota; Fungi; Basidiomycota; Agaricomycetes; Boletales; Serpulaceae. Gene Ontology annotation, molecular function: ATP binding; single-stranded DNA helicase activity; ATP hydrolysis activity. Gene Ontology annotation, cellular component: nucleus.
CGACCAAAAAAACUCGCCGAGUUCGUCGGACAGGAGCAUCUUACUGGAUCUGAUUCAUUGCUGAUGAAUAUGGUUCAAAAUUGUACCAUCGGAAGCAUGAUAUUUUGGGGACCUCCGGGCUGUGGAAAAACAACCCUUGCUAGGCUUCUUGCGGAUCAAACAGAUGCCACAUUCAAAGAACUAAGUGCUACGUCGUCAGGCAUCAAUGAUGUCCGCGUGGUCUUUGAAGAGGCUAAGGGAUCUCUUGUGAUGACCGGGAGACGGACAAUAUUAUUUCUAGACGAGGUGCACAGGUUUAACAAAUCACAGCAAGACAUUUUCCUCCCGUAUAUCGAACAAGGUCAUAUUCAAGUAUAUUUUCUACAGCACACCACUUCUCUGCGCAAAACUGCUGAUAUAGUACAGUUGAUAGGUGCUACGACAGAAAAUCCUUCUUUCAAGCUUACAGGUGCUUUAUUGAGUCGUUGCCGAGUCUUUGUGCUAGAACAGCUUACCGAUGAUGACAUUAAGCAAGUUGUUCGAAAUGCCAUGGACCGUUUUUCAACGGACGAAGAGCCCUCCGAUAGACCCUCAAGCCCUGUGCCUGAAACAUCUUCUCAACCGUCAUCUAUCCAUCAUCCAUCGCAAUCAACCGAUAGUUCAAUUGACUUACCAUUUCCUUUAUUUCCUCAAUUGACAGCACGUGUUAUAGCUUCCAUUGUUUCACUUUCUACGGGGGACGCUCGGACCGCUAUCUCUCUGCUCGAGCUCGUUUUGUCCUCCAAAAAAGAUAUCACAGAAGCCACUCUACUUUCCUCACUUCGACGGUCUGUAUCUGCUUCUUACGAUCGAACAGGUGACAGCCAUUAUGACAUGAUUUCCGCUCUUCAUAAGAGCGUUCGAGGCAGCCAAGGCAACGCGGCCAUGUACUGGUUGGCUCGAAUGUUGAGCGCCGGAGAGGACCCGAUGUACAUAGCGAGGAGAAUGGUGGUAUGCGCCAGUGAAGACGUGGGAUUAGCAGAUAACCAUGCGCUUCCAUUGGCAAUUGCUACACUUCAAGCAUGCCAAGUGAUUGGUAUGCCAGAAUGUCGCAUCAAUCUUGCUCAUUUGGUGGCGUAUCUGUCAGAAGCCCCCAAAUCGACUAGGGCGUACCAGGCCUAUAAUCGAGCUGAGGAAGCGGCGAAGCUGGAUCUUACGCUGCCUGUUCCCAUACAAAUACGGAAUGCUCCCACCAACCUAAUGAAGGACCUGGGCUAUUCCCAAGGAUAUCGGUACAAUCCAGACUAUGUUCAUCCGGUGCACAAUGAGUACCUUCCAAUACAGUUCAGGGGCGAACAAUUUUUGAAGGAAGCGGGGGAUCUAACAGACCGAAGAUGGGACGAAGAUGCGCUGGUUGUUUGGGAGAAUGAGGAGAACGGAGGAAAAGAGUGGGACGGUAGGAACAAUCAGAAGUGAUCCGUAUCUUCUUUUAACGCCACCAACGGCGUUGUGUAAAAGCUUAAGUGUGGCGUUGACUGUACAUAUGGGUUCUGAGCACAGGUCAAAUAAUAUAAGGACCGCAGAGAAUCUCA